This is a messenger RNA of Contarinia nasturtii (swede midge), 2248 nucleotides long. RefSeq names its product kinesin-like protein costa. The coding region runs from base 43 to 2142 and encodes 699 amino acids. NCBI's taxonomy places the organism in Eukaryota, Metazoa, Arthropoda, Insecta, Diptera, Cecidomyiidae. The record is from RefSeq and is a predicted model, not a curated record. The transcript has a single exon.
AAAUUACUUAACGACAAUGAUCGCGAAUGUAUCGAAGAAUGGAUGUACUUAAAACAAGAAUGUGAAUCAUUCAGUUCGGCCGGAUUAAUAUCGAAUGGUGGCCGCCUAUUGAAACCAAUCCAAGAAACCGAUGAGAAUAGUGAAAAUGAUGAACGCAGCAAUGGUGAAAUUUUGGAACAAGAAAAAACCGAUCAUUCCGGUCAAAAUGCCACAUUUUCAGACAAUGAAAGCGAUGCUGACGAGAAUUUGGAGCAUGUUGAGGCGAAAAUUCCCGAUCUAAUGAUUAAUUUUUCACGCCAUGUGAAUAAAAUGAUUGAAGAUUAUUAUAAAAACUAUGUAGAUACAUAUCCGAAAGCUGUGCUAAACAGUUACGACGACAAGCCAAAAGAAUUGGCUAUUGUGGCCGCCGGUGUUGCAACGAAUCGACGUCGAUCGGUUCAAGUUGGUGAUAGCAAUAGUGGAUUGAGCAGUUCUGAACUGGAUCAUUUAAAUCGGAUUGCUGAAGAGACAACAAAAGAACGCUUAGAAGAGAGUAUUCGAAACAGUCAACAAAUGUGUUUAAAUACGACGGUUGGUCGUGAGGCAACUGCAUUUUUGGAAAAUUCCGAUCAUUUGCAUCCGUUGAGAAUGGCCACUCGUCAUCAAUCAGAAGUGUUGUUUUUGAACCAUAUCCGUCGCUUUCGAACCGAUAUCGAAGCGAAAGAAUCGAAAAUUACCGAACUAAAGCAAAAUAUUAAAAUAAAAAAAGAGCUUAUGAAAAUAAAUAGUGGCAGAGAUAAAGCAAAACGAGUACUUAAUCGUAAGGUUGCAUCAUUGGAAACGAAAAAGGAACGAUGCAUAAAAGCAAUGGAACGCUGUGAGAAAAAGGAAAUUGACAAAUGGAAAAUGGAAUUAUCCAAAAUUGAAACACAACUAACGGAAAUAUCUCGUUUGAGAGCGAUUAGUCAACACAGUGACAACACAAUCAAGGGCUUUCAACAAGAUAUUGAAAUAAGUGAUAAACAAUUGAAAAUGUUGGAGAAAGCAUUGGAAGCAGAUAAGAAGUCGCUGCGUGAAGCUGAAACAAAAUGGAAAAGCGAAAAGGCAAAGAAUGCCAAAACUGCAAAAGAAGAGAAACGUAUGAGUGUUGACACCCGUAUCACGCAAUUCGAUAGUGUGCUGAAAGAAAAGAGCGAAUAUUUGCAGAAAAAUAACGACGAAAGUGAAAUGGUGCAAUCAAUUCGGCAUGAAAUUCGAAAUUUACGAAGUCAACGUGAUCGUUUAACUGAUGCACAGUGUCUGCUAAAUCAAAAAUUGAAAAAGGAACGACUAACCGAAUGGGAAACUCGAAAAAUACUCGAAUAUGAUGUUGCCAAGGAGGUGAUCGAUCACGCAAUGGAAAUGAAGAAUCAAUUGAUAUGCGGCCGUGAUAUGUUGAAUCGGAAAAGUGUCGGAAAUCCAGAUCUCAUGAGUCAAUUAAAUAAGUUAAAUGAAAAAGAGAUGCGUGUACUGCUGUACAAAUGUUUUCAAAAAAUUGUCGAUUUACGCGACAGCAGUCGUCAGUUGGAGAUUCAAUUGUUGCAAUUAGAACAGGAACGAAAUGAAUGGAAACUACGUGAACGUGUAUUGUGCGAUGAAUUCCAGCAGUCCCGUUUGGUAGGAGAACGUAAUACGCUCGAUUUACAAAGACACUAUGAAAGAACGCUAACAAUGCUAUUGCAGAGAGCUGGCGAAGACUGUGCAGAAUCGCCAAAUAUACCAAGUGAUUCAUUUAUGCUGCCAUCACCAUAUUCACCGUUUACACAUUCCAAUAAUCGUCAUCAUGCCAUUCGAAAUGAAAUCGGCUUUGGCAUUCAUGAUUAUAAAAGUGCAAAUCAACAUCAACAACAUGCAUAUCGUUUUGCAAAUACAGCUGUAGCCACAACAUCCAAACGAGAAAUUGCCGAAAGAGAAAUUGCUGACGCGCUCAAUAAUCCAAAGCAAAAGGCUACCGGCUCACUAUUCUUUAGACGCUUCGCUUCAAGCAAUGGAUUUAAACGUAAUAUACCACAACUAUUGAUGGCCAAUGGUACACCACAAAAUACAACGACCGAAAGCAAAGUCAGUCUGGUUAAAAGAAAAAAUUCAUCUAGGAAAAUUAUCAUCCAACAAAAUAAACCUUAAUUUCAUUUGAGUACAUAUAUAUACAUAUGUAUAGAUGUGUUAGAUGCAGCAAUUCUAUUUGCAUUUAUCGGAUAUUUUUAACAAACAAAUUUAUUUCUUCUUUUUA